This is a messenger RNA of Malus domestica (apple), 584 nucleotides long. RefSeq lists its product as uncharacterized. The record is from RefSeq and is a predicted model, not a curated record. NCBI's taxonomy places the organism in Eukaryota, Viridiplantae, Streptophyta, Magnoliopsida, Rosales, Rosaceae.
GGUCUCACUCAGAAACCCACGCGCAGUUAGUAAACUGAUCACUCUAAAUUACAAAGAUCAUGGCUCUAAUUGUGCGUCGUUUCAUCGUCAUGCCAAAAACCAACAUCGUCCAAAUUCCCAUUUGCGAGUCCUACCGGCAUCGACCCGGGAAUAUACUGCAGAUCACGCAUCACGACCGUAUGCAUACCAGCAGGAGGAAUAUUAGUCUCUCAAUAAUAUGUGAAGAUAGCAGGCGAGACAUCAGCAAAGGCCCCGGUGGGAAAAUCAAUGAGACGACGACGUUGAAAAAGCAGAAUGUUUCUGAUGAAAUCAGCAGCUCAAAGAGUAAUCAGAACGAUGGCAAGCAAAGUAACGGAGAUGCAAAAGCUACAACAAAAGAGACUGCCUCUACCGGUUGACUAAUGAUAAAUUUACGCUUUUUAAUUAAGAGAUAAGCUGUGUGAUGUGGAUUCUAUAUGAAUCAUGAUGGAAUAAGUCUUCUCUCCCUCUUUCUUAGACAUUUGUGUUUGUGUUCGUGAGUGUAAUUUGGUUGCUGUAACUGCUUUAUUUUCAGACAUGUAUAGUAAAUAAUCAAUAUUGUUAGA